This is a messenger RNA of Clonostachys rhizophaga, 1542 nucleotides long. Lineage: Eukaryota; Fungi; Ascomycota; Sordariomycetes; Hypocreales; Bionectriaceae. The record is from the annotation of a GenBank genome assembly.
AUGUCUUAUUCAACGACCGGGCCUCCUACCGUGUUCAAUGGAACAGAUGAGGAACUGGGUGGUGACUCCACCACCGAGAACCUCAACCAAUGGUACCAAUCCGGUGACCAGGCUUACAUCCUCCUCAGCGCCGCCCUGGUGAUGCUGAUGAUUCCCGGAAUCGCCUUCCUCUACUCCGGUCUCGCCCGCAGAAAGUCCGCCCUCUCCAUGCUCUGGGUGGUCAUGAUGUCCUUCAGCGUCAUCGUCUUCCAGUGGUACUUCUGGGGCUACUCCCUGGCCUUCAGCACGACCUCGAACAACCCCUUCAUCGGCGACCUCCACAACUUCGGCCUCAUGAGAGUCUGGGGCGCUCCCUCCCAGGGCUCCCCCCUCGUCCCCGCCCUUCUCUACUCCUUCUACCAGAUGAUGUUCUGCGGCGUCACCGCUGCCCUCACCAUCGGGGCCGUCGCCGAGCGCGGCCGCGUCAUCCCCGCCAUGGUCUUCAUCUUCUGCUGGGCCACCAUCGUCUACUGCCCCCUCGCCUACUGGGUCUGGAACGCCAACGGCUGGGGCUUCACCCACGGCGUCAUCGACUACGCCGGCGGCGUCCCCGUCGAGAUCGGCUCCGGAAUGUCCGCCUUCGCCUACUCCUGGGUCCUCGGCCGCCGCAACGAGAAGAUGAUGAUGAACUUCCGCCCCCACAACAUCUCCCUCAUCACCCUCGGCACCAUCCUCCUCUUCUUCGGGUGGCUGGGCUUCAACGGCGGCUCUGCCUUCGGCGCCAACCUCCGUGCCGCCAUGGCCUGCUGGAACUCCUGCCUGACUGGAAUGUUCGCCGCCGCCACCUGGUGUAUCCUCGAUUACCGCCUCGCUAAGAAGUGGUCCAUGGUCGGCUGGUGCUCCGGUGCCAUUUCUGGCCUCGUCGCUGCCACUCCUGCCUCUGGUUUCAUCGACCCCUGGGCCAGCAUCAUCCUCGGAGUUGUUGCUGGUGUCUGUUGCAACUUUGGCACAAAGAUCAAGUUCCUCGUCGGCAUUGACGACUCCCUCGAUGUCUUCGCCGAGCACGGCAUCGGCGGAAUCGUCGGCCUCCUCUUCAACGCCUUCUUCGCCAGCGGCGGCAUCAUCGGCCUCGACGGCGUCAACACGGGCGCCUCGGGCGGCUUCCUCGACAAGAACUUCGUCUCCAUCGGCUGGCAGAUCGCCGCCAUCGUCGCCUCGUGCGCCUACGCCUUCGUCGUCUCCGCCAUCCUCGCCAAGGGCAUCGACCUCAUCCCCGGGCUCAAGCUCCGCGCCUCCGAGGAGGCCGAGCUCCUCGGCAUGGACGACGACCAGCACGGCGAGUUCUCCUACGACUACGUCGAGGUCCGCCGCGACUUCCUCGCUUGGAGCCCUGCCCGCGACGACCCGGCCCCCGAGGGCCACGGCAUCGAGCCCACCCACGGCAUCCAGGAGCACGCCAACCUGACCACCCCGCCCAGCUCAGCAGGCGGCGACAAGAAGGACGCCGAGCCCGUGGCUGUAGAUGCUACCAAUGGCUCUUCUGAGAAUGAGAAGCAGAACUAA